Molecule: messenger RNA, 354 nt
Organism: Linum tenue
Lineage: Eukaryota; Viridiplantae; Streptophyta; Magnoliopsida; Malpighiales; Linaceae
Source: the annotation of a GenBank genome assembly
UAUAAAUGUCAAGCAACAGUAGCUGCCAUAGACGGAGAGAAGGAUUGGACAUAUCUUGGUUGCUCAAAAUGUUAUAAAGCCGUCAGCACAUGUGGUCAAAACUAUUGGUGUGAAAAGGACCAGCUAUUAUCGCCAUUGGAAGCAAAGCAAUGCUACCGCAUUCGAAUGAUUGUUCAACAAGGUGGUGACGAAGCUAUCUUCCUCCUCAUAGGAAAAACAGCAGAAGAUUACAUACACCAUCCUGCUUCUGAAUUGUUGAAAACAUUCACAAAUGCAGAUGGAAAUUUGCCAACCGUAGUUGAAGCAUUCUGCGGGCAAACGUUAAACUUUGCCAUUCGGCUGCCUAAACAGAGG